AUGGUGCUGCUCCGCCUGACCGUCAAGGUCGUCCCUCGCGCGGUGGAGGGCGAGGAGGCAAAGGACGCGGACGGGCUGAAGAGCACCAGCUUCCUCAUGGUCGUGCACCGGCCGGACCAGAUGAGCCUCGGAGAGCUGGCCUGGAGAGUCUCAGAGCAGUGGAAGAAGCUCCGGCCAGACGCUGAGCCGCUGGUGAUCAAGAAACUCCUGGAUGACAACCACGAUACGGACGAGCUGGACGCCGAUUUGACCGUGGCAGACGUGUUUAUAGACUAUGGCAAGGCGCGUGCAGACGGGUUGGACCAGCGGGGGGCCCUGCGAGUCAUCCAGCAGCCGACGAGCACUCGGUCAGUCCGCUACGGCUCCGUCGUCCAGGACUGGGACGCCAUCACAAACCACCACUCCCGAAGGGCCCCGAGGCUCUCGAGACGGCAGCUAGCGCAUUUCCCCGUGGCCAGUGGUCUAGCUUCAGCUUCUCCCGUCAAGAACCAUCUUGCUGCCGUCAAUGGGGGUGGCAUUCCGUUCGAAGUCGCGGAAUCAGUCUAUCCGCUUGGCUCUAUCGAAGAAGAACCAGCAGCUACGGCGUCACACCAGCGCAGAGAACCCUCGCCGGCUCUUGCGGAACGAGAAUUGACGCAGGAAACUACAGACACCAACGCCUCGAAUCUACGGUCAUCCCCUCUGGAUGCUUUUCCUAGCUCCACACGCCUUCCCAGGCAUCACCGUGCUCAGCUAGGAAAGGAUGGUGACAUGCUCAUUCCAGGGGUUCAUACUUCACUGCUUUCUAAUCAAGCUGCCCUACGGAACUCGAAAGAGGCCAAACCCUCGCAAUUAGCCAUUAGCGGUCGUCCAUCUCCAACUGCUGCCCGCCAACCAAAGAGACCAAGGACUGCCGAUAGUGAAGAGCUGUCCGGAAACACUUCAUCCCUGGCUACUAGUCAGAGACAUCCAAAACACGCAAAACGACAAAAGAUCGCCGAGACACCUGCUUCAGAGCUAGAACCUGAAGAUGAUGAGAUGCUCGAUGCUCACCCGCCGAGAGCUAGUACAGGGAAGUCCCAAGUCCUCCCGUAUGUCCAUAAAGGAAAAACAGACGCUCGACAGAAUUCUCAGAAGGCUCUAAGGGAAGAUCCUAAUGGGGCACCUGCUGUCAUUGAUCUAACUUGCACGUUAUGCACAACAGAAAGCAACAGUAAGCCGAAAUCAAAUCAGAUAGGUUUAGGCAUAACCGCCAGCCCCCCUAAGAAGCGCACAGUUGACAAAUUAGAUAUCCAUAAAGACAACUCCGGCGCACUCCUAACCCCCAAGGCGUCUGGACGCCCUAACCGCCCUCGCUCGUCUGACCCACACCAGAUAUUCCCCGAUCUCACUCAAGACGCGCCCUCUUCGGCAAGACUAGCUAAUAACAAGAAAGCCGUGUCGAGUAGAGAUGCUAAGGCUGAUGCAAGAAAGAAGACAACCAUGCAGUCGGGCAAGGCUUAUAGCCGCGAUUUCAACUCAGGCACAGCCGUGCACGGGAAAUGGACUGAUAAAUUUGAUUGUCGGGUAGCCGGCUAUAACAGGGAACGAGCUAUUUCCCAUUUGAAUGACUUAGUCCAAGCUGCAAAGGAAGCUGAUGACUCUCAAGGCCAGAUACGAAGAUUGGAGAAAAUGGCUAAGGAAUUAAAGAAGCUUCCAAACUACGCCGGUAAGGGUACGGAGGCCAUACAGGUUAGGAAGAACGCACACAGACGAAUCAAUCGGUUAUUGGAGACUCUCGAGGUUAUGGGUCAACCAAGGCUUAGCCGGGAGGAACCUCAACAUCAUGAAGAUGAGGUGGAUGAAGAGUCCAGUGGGGAAGAGAAUGAACCCCGAUCUGGGCGUUCCUCCUCUACCAAGAACGAUUCAGAGAAAGAAGUAGAUGAAAAAUCUACAGCCGCUAAGUCAACAGCAGUCAAUACAGACAAGAAGAAAGAUGCAAGUGACGGUAAUGGGAGCGAGAGCGAGCGUGUGCACAGUAACGAAGAGAACGACGAGGGGAGAAGUGAUAGUGAAGAUGGUUCGGAGAAAGACGAUGAGGAGGACGAGGAAGAGAAGCAAGAUCGUACGAGGCUUCGAGUGUGUGUAUCUCCCUCUCUCUCAGAUGUUGGCGAUGAGAGACUGUCCGCCACUGGGCCUCGACGAUCUUCUAAGGGGACUGUCCGUGAUAAAUCCCCAUCUGUCUACUCGGUUCCUUUGUCCGGAUCUGAAGCCCCUGAUCCCGAGUCAGAUAAAUCUGAAAGCGGCAGUAAGAGUGGCAGUGAAGGAGACGAGGAGGAUGAUGAAAGCACACCUCGUGCCAAAGUAGUCUCGAAGAAGACCCCCAGCCAGGAAUCAUCUGCUGCUUCCGAGUCUAAUGAAUUGGAGUCCGUUGGCAAAGGAAAUGCUUCUGAAUCGAUAGCUACAACUCCAUCAGAGAAAGAUACUGAUAUUAAACCCAACGGGACCCGGCAAGAUAAGGUAGAAAGGGAAGAAACGGAGAAAUCUGGCAGAAGUUCCGAGGAAAAAGAGGCAAGCGAGAGCGAUGAAGAUGGUGAAGAAGGCAAAGAUGAAAAAUUUGAGGAUGCGAAAGAAGGCUCUGAAUCCGACGAAGAAUCCGACUCGGCAGGUGAAGAAGCAGCCGCACCCAAUGCGGAUGCAUCAAAAAUUCCAGCAGCAAAGAAGCAGGUCACUGUGUUUGAAGACUCUGACUCUGGCUCUAGCUCCGAGUCCUCUUCUGCCUCAGAAGGAUCAGAUAUCCAAUACCGCAAGCCAAAACCCAAGGACGAUGGCACUGAGGCGGCACAGCAGCCCGCUACCGAACAAGACAUGCAAAACAAAUUGCCAACUGCUCCAACGCCUCGCAAAAAAAAGGUGCAUGUGUUGAAACGAUCUCAGACGCCGCUACAUAGGCCAUUCCAGCCAUGGCAAGACUCGGCUCACAACAAGACGAAUCCAGCCAGCUCUCCGCUUGUGGAGGACAAGUCGAACAGACCGGAAUUUAUCACCUUCUCCCAGCCUGCGCCAACUGCAACCAGGCGCUCAUCAGCAGUGGCUAACGGCACCAGGCCCCAAUCAACGCCCACGGGGUCGAACCCAGAGCGCAGCAGCAAUGGACUUAAACGCCUCCUCAAGGGCAAGUCUACCAGGAAUAUGUUUGGGAAACCUAGUUCACCGGCUAUCUGA
Trichophyton benhamiae CBS 112371 is the source of this 3183-nucleotide messenger RNA. Its product is annotated as conserved serine-rich protein. The transcript has 3 exons. Bases 1 to 3183 code for a protein of 1060 amino acids. The record is from RefSeq and is a predicted model, not a curated record. Lineage: Eukaryota; Fungi; Ascomycota; Eurotiomycetes; Onygenales; Arthrodermataceae.